GGUCCUUUAGCCAUAGAGCAUCGUCCCGCAGUGGAAGUGAAUGAGGCGGCAGUGAGUGAGUGCAGCAGAGCCGGUAACUUCUCUUCAGCCAUUCCCGGAACUGACAGAGCCGAGCCAUGGAGCUGGAGAACAAAGUGAAGAAGAUGACAUUAGGCCAUGAAGAAGGGUCUGGAGCUCCUUGCUUCAAAUGCAAAGAUAAAUGUGAGGGGUUUGAACUUCACUUUUGGAGGAAGGUCUGUAGAAAUUGCAAAUGCGGACAAGAAGAACAUGAUGUUCCUUCAAACAACGAAGAUGAUCAUAAAGUUGGCAAGCUAUUCGAAGACACAAAAUACACAGCGCUGAUUGCAAAGCUGAAAACAGAUGGCAUCCCUACUUACAAAAGGAAUGUAAUGAUCCUGACUAGUCCAGUCGCAGCAAAGAAAGACGUGUCCAUCAACACCGUGACCUAUGAAUGGGCACCACCAGUGCAGAACCAAACUCUAGCCAGGCGUUACAUGGAACUUAUUCCAAAAGAGAAGCAGCCUGUGGCUGGUUCAGAAGGAGCCCAAUACAGAAAAAAACAGUUGGCUAAGCAGCUGCCGGCUCAUGACCAGGAUCCUUCCAAGUGUCAUGAGCUGUCUCCCAAUGAAGUCAAGCAGAUGGAGCAGUUUGUGAAGAAAUACAAAAACGAAGUCCUCGGUGUAGGAGACGUCAUACUGCCCAAAGAAGUGGGGACACAGGCAGGUGAAACUGCUAAGUCUGACAAUGGAAAUCGAAGCACGCUUACUACUGUGAAGAAUGUGGAAGACAAGGCAGCAGCACCAUCGGGAUCUGCUUAUUACUGUUUCCGAUGCAAGGAGAACAUGAAGGAGGGUGACCCUGCAGUCUAUGCGGAACGGGCCGGCUACGACAAACUGUGGCAUCCUUCUUGCUUUGUCUGUUACACCUGCAAUGAACUUCUUGUUGACAUGAUCUACUUCUGGAAAAAGGGAAAACUUUACUGUGGCAGACAUUACUGUGACAGUGAGAAGCCGCGGUGCGGAGGUUGUGAUGAGUUGAUUUUCAGCAAUGAAUAUACCCAAGCCGAAGGUCAAAACUGGCAUCUGAAGCACUUCUGUUGUUUUGACUGUGACUGUGUUCUGGCUGGGGAAAUUUACGUGAUGGUGAAUGACAAGCCAGUGUGCAAGCCUUGCUAUGUGAAAAAUCAUGCUGUGACAUGCCAAGGUUGUCGCAAUGCCAUAGACCCAGAAGUUCAGCGUGUGAGCUACAGUGGAUUCCAUUGGCAUGCCUCUUCAGAAUGCUUCUUGUGCUCGUGUUGCAGCAAGUGUCUUAUUGGCCAGAAGUUCAUGCCGAUAGAGGGAAUGGUCUUCUGCUCUGUAGAGUGCAAGAAGAAAAUGGCUUCCUAGAGAAGACGGUGAUGCAGUAUUUUAUAUUUCAAAAUCGGGUGGAACUUUUUGCAGAUGGAUCGCCCAGCAGUGGUGGCAUGAAUCCACCUGAGGUCUCUAAUGUCUUUUUCAUGUCUUUUUCAUGUUUUAUGCAAGUUUAUCGAAACUGAAAAAUGCUGCUUUGCUUGAGAUAAAAAUCAACACAACUUUAACUGCCUACAUACCAUUUCCUCCUAUCAUAUCAAGCGCAUCUUUUUAGCCAAUAACCUUGCAUAUGAUUGCAGCACUUUAUUAUGAAUGUAUCGUUGAGAUGAGGAAACUGCAUUCCAGGGAUAGUUUACAACAUUAAAUGAUUUGCUUUUAUAGCUAUUGUUUCAGCUAUGAUUUUAUAGAGCUAUGUAGCCAACAAGGUCUCUCUGCAUUAUUGUAACUAAACAUCUGUAUUGAUUUAUAGAGCAGAGAGAAGCAGAAUAUGUCCCUUAAAAUAAAAAAAAGUCACCAGUA
Molecule: messenger RNA, 1868 nt
Organism: Hyla sarda
Lineage: Eukaryota; Metazoa; Chordata; Amphibia; Anura; Hylidae
Gene: TES
Product: testin LIM domain protein
Exons: 7
Coding region: 117-1385 (422 amino acids)
Molecular function (GO): zinc ion binding
Source: RefSeq, a predicted model, not a curated record